Cucurbita moschata (crookneck pumpkin) is the source of this 1220-nucleotide messenger RNA. RefSeq names its product ACD11 homolog protein-like. Gene Ontology annotation, cellular component: membrane; cytosol; cytoplasm. Gene Ontology annotation, molecular function: ceramide 1-phosphate binding; ceramide 1-phosphate transfer activity. The record is from RefSeq and is a predicted model, not a curated record. Lineage: Eukaryota; Viridiplantae; Streptophyta; Magnoliopsida; Cucurbitales; Cucurbitaceae. The transcript has 4 exons. The coding region runs from base 401 to 1021 and encodes 206 amino acids. Gene Ontology annotation, biological process: intermembrane lipid transfer; ceramide transport.
AAUGGCGCGAAAUUAGGGGCACUGCACACCUUCAUUGCACCAUACACCACUUUCUCUCUCUUCUCUCUCUCUUCUCCUCUGUUCAUCCCUUCAAAUCUUUCAAUUUUCUGUUGGACAAACCGCAUCCGUAGCGAACUUCCCAACUUCCCAAACCCACGAAAUAAAUGUAAAAAUAAGACCGAACAUUCAUUCAAAUCUCCCGUUUCAGUUACACAUUCUGCUCUGCACAGAAGACGAAGGGGGGAAAACUCGAAUUUCUUUUCAAUACCUCCAAAUUUCGAACUGGGUUCUCGUUACUUUCUUCUCUCAGUCUCCAAUGCUCUGGAAUUUCCGAUGACUUGGUGAAGACUUUGCGUAUAAUGGUGUUGGGUGUGGCGGUGGAUUUUGAGGGCUCAUAAAAAUGGACAAUGUUGCGUCCCCUCUUACCGCCAUAGCCGAGUCCUUCGAAUUGCUUGCCAAAUUAGUGGUUUCUUUGAAGGAUUCCUCUGAAGAACUCCGAUUGGAUAUGCUCUGUGAUGCUUGUUCUCUGGUCUCUGUGCUUUUCAGUUCCCUUGGCCUCGCCUUCAAAUUCGCUGAGUUAGAGUAUGUCUCCAAGGUUCACGAUCUUGCGGAAGCUUCCAAGAAGCACGUGACUGUGCCUACAAUACUUGAUGCUGAUGUUGCAAAUGACACAGUUAAGACACCCGGAAGCCAUUCUCGCAAUCUGCGUCGAGUUAGACAAGGAUUGGACCUUAUUAGAGCUCUGUUUGAACAGUUCAUGUCCACUGAUGAAUACUCGUUAAGGGAUGCGGCCUCAACAGCUUAUGCCCAAGUUUGUGCACCCUACCACAGCUGGACAGUCAGAACAGCAGUUUCUGCUGGAAUGUAUACUCUUCCAACGAGGGAGCAGCUCCUGCUAAAGCUCAACGAGACCAAUCAAUCAGCAGAGAAGAAAAUGAGAAGGUAUAUUGAUGCAUCGGGUCCGGUCAUAGAAUAUAUUGACAAUCUUUACAUUUCUAGGAAAAUCACCUUGGACUGGUGACUUUCACCUCCUUCCAUAGGCAACCCAUUCUUCACUAUCCUGUCGAAGCAGCUGCUCAUCUCAACUGAGAUGGUAAGGAGAAAAAAAAAAACAAAAAAAGAAGAGCCUUUUGAGGGCUCUUCAAACAGAUUAUACAUUAUAUGUCGAACACUUUCAUAAAAGUUUCUUUGUAAUACACAUUUUGUUUAGUGUUAUUUUC